This is a messenger RNA of Naegleria gruberi, 1116 nucleotides long. RefSeq lists its product as uncharacterized. The record is from RefSeq and is a predicted model, not a curated record. The transcript has a single exon. Gene Ontology annotation, biological process: transsulfuration. Gene Ontology annotation, molecular function: transferase activity, transferring alkyl or aryl (other than methyl) groups; pyridoxal phosphate binding. NCBI's taxonomy places the organism in Eukaryota, Heterolobosea, Eutetramitea, Acrasida, Naegleriidae. Bases 1 to 1116 code for a protein of 371 amino acids.
AUGAUGCAACAACACACCAACGAACGAUUCCAAGAUGAACAUCUAGUUCUCGGUGAAGGGUCUGAAGGAAAAUUCUUCUACAAUCGGUCAUCAUCACCAGAGAAUAUUGAACUCCAAGAAUUACUCAUCAAGAGACAUGAACCUCAUGCAAAAGCUUGUCAAUUGGUAUCUUCUGGAAUUCAAUCCAUUAGUGCUACUCUCCAUGGAAUUAUAAGUCAAAAUAAGUUUGGACCAAUUAAUUUAAUCUAUUCCAAUGAACUGUAUUGUGAUUCGCCAAGAUUAUUCAAUUGGUUGGCUAAAAGCUUUAAGAUUAACUUGGUGAGUGUGGAUGUUGGUAAACCUCAGCAAAUUAUUUCACAAUUUCAAGACAAAAAGUUGUUGAAACAAGUGAAUGUCUUGUUCUUUGAAUCGUGUUCUAAUCCAAAUGGUAAAAUAUUUGAUUUUUCAAUUUUACAGAAAUUGGAAUCACUUUCAAAGUCAUUGACAACUAUUGUGGAUAAUACUUGGUUGACUGAAACUAUUUUCAAUCCAUUUAGUGUGAAACAAGUCGAUUAUGUUGUCUCGUCAAUGACAAAGUACUAUAGUGCUGGAACUUGUAUUGGAGGUUAUGUUUUGGCUAGGUCAAAGAAUGCACUGAAACACAUUGAAGAAUGGAUGAUAGUGAAUGGAAAUCAUGUCUCUCCAUUCCAUUGUGAAUUGAUUACUCAACAAAUGUACAGUAUCGAUGAGAGGAUUGAGAACUCUUCCAAGUUGACUAAAAGGUUAAUUACCGAAUACUUGAGCAAACACCCAAAAGUAUUGGAAAUUAAUCAUCCUAUGAUUUCUACACAUCCAACAAAUACCCUAGUUUCCAAGUAUUUCUCUAAGGUGCUGGAUGAAUUUCUAGUACCAAGUGUUUUCACUUUCAAGGUUAAAGGAAGUAAAUCUCAAAUUUUGGGUGUAUUGACUCGUGUCAAGAUUAUUGAACACAAAACGUCAUUUGGAGGUAAAACAUCAAGAACUGACCCCUGGCCUGAAGAGCAUGACGGUCACACCUUCAUCAGAUUAGCAAUUGGAUAUGAAGAUGAUUAUUCGAGAGUUGUUAAGGGGUUGGAAGAAAUUUUGAAUGCCUUAUAA